UGCAUCUAUGCACCGCUGAUUUUCUUCUUCCUCUUCUUCUUCCUCCUCUCUUCCCUUCUCUUCAACCUUCUUUCUCCUCCGCCUCCGCCACCUCUCCUCUUCUCUCCUCCUCUCUCUGGUCGUUCCAAAAAUGGCAGAACCCUCUAAGGUUAUUCACGUGCGCAAUGUGGGGCAUGAAAUUUCUGAAAAUGAUUUGCUUCAACUAUUCCAGCCGUUUGGGGUAAUAACUAAGCUUGUAAUGCUCCGUGCUAAGAAUCAGGCUCUUCUUCAGAUGCAAGAUGUUCCUUCAGCCAUAAAUGCUUUGCAGUUCUAUACAAAUGUUCAGCCAACCAUAAGGGGGAGGAAUGUUUAUGUUCAAUUCUCAUCUCAUCAGGAACUAACAACAAUGGAUCAGAAUUCUCAAGCACGAGGUGAUGAGGUUGGUAAUUAAUUCAUAGAGGAGUAAAUUCAAAAUCUAUAAUUGUUGAGCUUCAUGGAAACAAGAUUAAGUGUGUAGUAACAUUUGGAUUUUAGUCUAAUAGCUGAAUUUCAUGGUUCCAAAAUAUUUUCUUCUUGCCUGAGGUGUUUCUGGAUGAUGAAAAGGUUGUGUUGUCUUGUAAAUAAUAUAAAGCAAAGCAUUUUAAGGUACUGAAAGUCAAAUUAUCAUUUUAGGCAAUUGAGCUACUUGGUAACUUAUUCUGUUGUAGGAUUUCUGUUUCAAUGUCUUGUUAAAUCAACUGCUGAUACAUGGCCCAAUUCUUUGUACUGCAAUUUUUUGUGCUUUCCAAUUGUCAGACUUUAGAGGUGCAUUUAAUCUGAGAUGAUAAUUUCACUGUGACAUAUAACUAAUAGAUUUACAGAAAUAUG
Molecule: messenger RNA, 846 nt
Organism: Rubroshorea leprosula
Lineage: Eukaryota; Viridiplantae; Streptophyta; Magnoliopsida; Malvales; Dipterocarpaceae
Source: the annotation of a GenBank genome assembly